AAAGGGAUAACACGACUCACUCGCAGACACAACAGAAUUGAGAAGCGAAAAACGCGAAGAAGAGAAAGAAGAGGCUCAAGUUCAACAUCUUCUAUGGCGACGCCGGAUUCCGACGCUACGUCUCAGCCUCAAGAUUCCGAUUCCGUUUCCAAUUCUAAUCCUCCCAACGCCCUUGUCCCCGCCGCUCCCGCCGUUUGCCUCCUCCGCUUCGCCACCGACUCUGCCGGCGGCGCUCUCAUGGGCUCCGUCUUCGGAUACGGUGCUGGAUUGUUUAAGAAGAAAGGUUUCAAAGGAUCCUUUGUAGAAGCGGGAUCUUAUGCAAAGACAUUUGCAGUUUUGUCCGGAGUUCAUAGUUUGGUUGUUUGCAUCUUGAAACGACUUAGAGGAAAGGAUGAUGUCAUUAAUGCGGGGGUGGCUGGAUGUUGCACUGGCCUUGCUCUAAGUUUUCCAGGUGCACCACAAGCUCUUUUGCAAAGCUGCCUCACUUUUGGGGCAUUUUCUUUUAUUAUGGAAGGGCUAAACAAGCAGCAGCCAGCACUUGCACUUCCCAUGUCUUGGAAAACAACUGUGCAACACAAUGCACGUCCUCCCUUGGCGCUCCCCCUUCAACUCCCUCUCCCAGAGGAACUAAAAGAAGCCUUCUCCUUUUUCUCCGAAUCUUUGAAGAAGCGCAGCAAGGGGUCUCGUCCAACAUCUCAAUAAGAAGUUGGGGUAUAUCAUGAUUUUCUAGCAUCAUGUAGAUAAGAUGUGCACCCUUCUUUGCCCCCCUUUUUUUAGAUUCCUUGUAGCUUUUAUCAACAUUUCUUUUUGAAGAACUUAAGGGUGACAACAAAUUGUCCAAGAACAUGGAUUGUUUUCAUGUAACUGAGUUGCAACAUGACAUCGUAAUUCUAUCAUGUUCUAUCUUGGUGGUUUCUUGA
Molecule: messenger RNA, 920 nt
Organism: Cajanus cajan (pigeon pea)
Lineage: Eukaryota; Viridiplantae; Streptophyta; Magnoliopsida; Fabales; Fabaceae
Product: mitochondrial import inner membrane translocase subunit TIM22-3
Biological process (GO): protein targeting to chloroplast; protein insertion into mitochondrial inner membrane
Cellular component (GO): TIM22 mitochondrial import inner membrane insertion complex; chloroplast envelope
Molecular function (GO): transmembrane protein transporter activity
Source: RefSeq, a predicted model, not a curated record